Fusarium proliferatum ET1 is the source of this 603-nucleotide messenger RNA. RefSeq lists its product as uncharacterized. The record is from RefSeq and is a predicted model, not a curated record. The transcript has a single exon. NCBI's taxonomy places the organism in Eukaryota, Fungi, Ascomycota, Sordariomycetes, Hypocreales, Nectriaceae. The coding region runs from base 1 to 603 and encodes 200 amino acids.
AUGGGUGAUCUAUGGGAUAGUGUUCUUGACAUUUGUGGUUACGACGUCUCAAAGUUUCGGCGUAAUUAUCCACGGAAAGCAAGUUAUAAAAAUGGCUAUAGUCGCGAAAUAUUCGAAGAGCUGUGGCGUGGUAGCGAGGACCGCUGCCCUUACUGGAACGAUGACCCUUGGCCAGAGUUCUCACAUGAAGCGGCGGAGUUCACCUUUAAGUCGAAACUAGGCCAGGGCUUGUGCUUACGUUGCUGGUCUUGCCUCUAUAAGGAUGACUGGACUUGUUAUAAUUGCGGAAUUUGUCUUUUGGUCUUCCAGUACUCCUGUGUUGAGGAACUCGAUGUUGAUCAUAUACACGACCAACAUUGUUCACGCUCCCGAGUCGGGUAUUUCGAGCGUUCUGAAACUACUGGCUACUAUGAGUUCAGGGCGAGGAGCUGUUCAGGUUUAGACUCAGAUGGUGAAGAGUCUGAUUACGACAACAUUUCGUCCUCGCGUGAUGAAUUCGAAAAUGCACAGUUACCGCCAGCUCAGGCAGUUACUGCACAUCGGAGUUAUGGCGAUGAGGAAAUCAUUUCGGAAGACGAGUCAGUUGGGGGAGUGUCGCUAUAG